Molecule: messenger RNA, 246 nt
Organism: Penicillium macrosclerotiorum
Lineage: Eukaryota; Fungi; Ascomycota; Eurotiomycetes; Eurotiales; Aspergillaceae
Exons: 1
Coding region: 1-246 (81 amino acids)
Source: RefSeq, a predicted model, not a curated record
AUGGUCUUCCUCCAACAUCACAACCUGAAGCCCGACUUCGAUGCUCGAGAUAUCGGCGUCGAGGACGGUCUCUUCCAAGACCAACAACACCACCGAGCAUCAUUCAAUAUCUUUAUUCCGAGCAAAUUCAACAAGCUAAACGGCACCCCGAACGAAGGCUCUCGGGGUCAGAUCGAAGCCCAGGAUCGCACCAAUUCGCAAGCUAGAAUUGGUCGUAAGUUUGAUGAUCCAGAUUUUGAGAGGUGA